AUGGCUGAAACUUAUGUUGGUGCUGUUUUAGAAGCAGUUUUGUCAAAGGUGAUUCCAAUCACUACAGAACAUAUCGACCUUGCAUGGGGUUUACAGGACGAGUUGACAAGGCUUGGUGACUCACUAGAAAUGAUCAAAGCUUUCUUGCAAGAUGCAGAGGAAGGACGAACGAAGAACAACUUGGUGAAGCUUUGGUUGCAGAGGCUCAAAGUUGUUGCUUACAAGGCUGACGAUGUAUUGGAUGAGUUUUCAUAUGAAAUCCUCAGAAGGAAAGUGGAGAUUCAGGAUCACAUUGGGAGGAAAAGUGCCAUGGAUCAUGAAUCUCAUGUAUUUGGAAGAUCAAAUGUGGAAACAAUCUCUUUCAUGGAUGACUCAAACAUUGUUGGAAGGAAAUCUGAUGUCUCAAAGGUUGUUGAUUUGUUAGUCAAUCCCAAAGAUGACCAAGUUGUCUCUUUUGUACCUAUUGUAGGACCAGGAGGCCUUGGUAAAACCACUUCAGCCAAGCUGGUGUACAAGGAUGUGAGUGUGGAAAGGCAUUUCGAUGUCAAAACCUGGGUAUGUUUUUCUAAUGAUUUUGAUGUGAAAAGGAUUUUAAAGGAGAUGUUGGAUCAUUUCCCGAAUCAACGUACUUUAAUAUCUGAUAGUAUGAAUGCCAUAGUCCAGAAACAUAAAGAGAAGAUGGAAGAGGCCAAAGGAGAAAAGGAACAGAUAAAGUAUCUUCUUGUUCUUGAUGAUGUGUGGAGUGUUGAGAAAUGUAAGGAACUGAAGCUUUGUCUAAUAGGAAUCUGUAAAAAUGGAGGGAGUGGAGUUAUUGUUACGACACGCAGUCAAGGUGUAGCAUCAGCAGUGCAAGCAUUUCCUAGUCAAUGGCAUCAAGCAGGAAAACUAGAAGACGAUGAAUGUUGGUCGAUAAUUAAAGAACGUGCACCGAGAGGCUCUCCAAUGCCUCGAGAACUAGAGUUCAUCGGAAGGGAAAUCGCUAAACAGUGUCAAGCUGUGCCAUUAGUAGCUAAAGUUAUAGCAGGGACAAUGUGCAACAUUGAGAAAAGUCAGGAUGCAUGGAUGAAAAUUGAAACAAGUGAUGUAUGGGGUUCAGGAGAAAGCGUGCUAAAAUUGAAUUUUGAUCGAUUAUCUUCUCCAUCUUUAAAGAAGUGUUUUGCAUACUGUGCCAUGUUUCCCAGAGAUUAUUGCUUUGAGAAAGACCAGUUGAUCCAACUUUGGAUGGCUGAAGGAUUUCUCGGCAACUCAAUGGCAAUGGUGGAUAUUGGUAACAAAUACUUGAAUGAAUUGUUAUCAUAUACCUUAUUCCAAGAAGUCGAGAAGGAUACAUGCGGGAAUAUUCUCACAUUCAAGAUGCAUGACUUGGUACAUAAUCUGGCAUUGUCCGUGUCAAAGUCUGAUACUUUAAUUUUUCCAGAAUAUUUCACUUUGACCAUAGAUGAAGUAUCUCAUAUUUGGCAUCUCAAUUUCGGUUGUGACGGGGAAGCAUUAGCGAUAAUGUUGACAACAGUUACUCCAAAAUUGCACUCAUUGUUUUCGGAGAUUGAUCUCUUCCCUUGGAGAAUUGAAGCACUUGAGGUAUUUCGACAUCUCAAAGACGUUCAUCAGAGCACUACCUGGGUCCAUAGCCAAACUUUACAAUUUGCAGACACUGAGGCUCAUGGGUUUAUGGGGACUCACACUUCCAUAUGGACUGAGAAAUUUGAUAAGCUUGAAGCACUUAUAUUUUGA
Hibiscus syriacus is the source of this 1731-nucleotide messenger RNA. RefSeq names its product disease resistance protein RGA2-like. Lineage: Eukaryota; Viridiplantae; Streptophyta; Magnoliopsida; Malvales; Malvaceae. Gene Ontology annotation, biological process: defense response to other organism. The record is from RefSeq and is a predicted model, not a curated record. The transcript is spliced from 3 exons. Bases 1 to 1731 code for a protein of 576 amino acids. Gene Ontology annotation, molecular function: ADP binding.